Dermacentor albipictus is the source of this 5094-nucleotide messenger RNA. Its product is annotated as hepatocyte growth factor receptor-like. Gene Ontology annotation, molecular function: protein binding; ATP binding; transmembrane receptor protein tyrosine kinase activity. Gene Ontology annotation, cellular component: plasma membrane; signaling receptor complex. The record is from RefSeq and is a predicted model, not a curated record. Lineage: Eukaryota; Metazoa; Arthropoda; Arachnida; Ixodida; Ixodidae. Gene Ontology annotation, biological process: cell migration; cell surface receptor protein tyrosine kinase signaling pathway; nervous system development.
UCUCCGCCUUGGACCUGCCGCCACCCUCUUCUCUCGAGCGAGUCGUUUUGCCACAGACCGGCGAAAGGGCAGGACCACCGAGCUUCUGCGACCUAUCCAUGUGUCCGCUGCAUGCUUCGCCGCUUUAUUUGGAUGCAUCGCUUCCCUUCAUCCGAAAACAUGGGACAGCAUCGGCUAACCCGGCAGUUGAUAAGAGCGCACAUUUCGACGGCAACUUGCGCCACGGCGCUGCAACUUGGGCGCAGCGCUUAUUGACCAUGUUUGCUCAGCUUCCUGGCGUGCUCGUGUCGCUUUCUGCCUUCCGCAGAACGCCGGUUUCCAGUCGUGCAUUAGUGCACCGUGUUGCGUCGCGACGGCCUCUGGCUACGAUGCCUACAGCGAUCUCUACAGAAUGAGUGUUGACUCGUAGAAUGCCUGGAAUAAGUGGCCAUGUCCUUGCGACCUUCUUCAGCUGCUGGCGUUCUGUGGACUAGGAAGGCGUUUUGUGAUCAGAGACCGACCCUCCCAACUGAGCGUCACGACGCAGAGUGCCAUGCUGCCUUACUUAUAUUUACGCUGGUCUGUGUUGCCGUGUCCAUCGUGUGAAAUGCGAGCCUUAUUAGUAUUAGCGUGUUUAGCGAUAUCGACCGCUCAGGUGCCAGUGCGAAAGUUUUCCUCUUCCAAAAGUCCUCUGCAGAAUGUCAUUUACCUUAGAUUGCCGGGAGCCGAAGGCAUUGUGGUAGUGGCUGGACGCAACGCACUCUACAAACUGUCAGCGGAAAACUUAUCCCUCCUGGCUACUUACGUCACUGGUCCCCAAGAUGACAAUCUGCAGUGCCGCCCUUAUCCUUACUACUGCAAUUACACGCGAAUAAGAGCUGACAACGACAAUCAAGUUCUCCUGCAGUUACCCUCUCCGCACGUGCUUGCAUGCGGAACAAUUUCUCAAGGUAUGUGUGCCAUUCAUCGUCCUCUGGAGGGCCUUACCGUCGCCGAGCCCAUGUACGUAAACAGUACAAUCAAUUACGUCGCUUCAAGGGUCAGCACUGUCGCUUUCUUUGGCACCGGCAACAACAAGAACGUCUUGUUUGCGGCAUCGACUUACGACGGUAGGCCUCCGGAGUACCACCCGUACGCAGUGUCCGCCAGAGUGCUAGACGAGCGUAAUGUCUUCAGACUGCGUUCUUCGGCAACACGAGGCUCCUCGUUCGUGAACGUGAUUGACAGGUAUAAGCAGAACCACAAGAUUCGUUACUUGCACGGCUUCACCCACAAAGGUUUCGCAUACUUUGUGACUGUGCAGAAAGGUCUGCAGACUCCAAUGCCCCCCGAAACACGAAUAGCACGUGUCUGCGAGAACGACACGUCGUUCCGCACGUACACUGAGAUUUUGAUAGCAUGUGAAAGUGGAAAUAAUCGGUACACCAACGCUUCCAGUGCGGUCUAUGGACCAAAUGAGACGGACCAUGGUAGUAGUGGCAAAGUUCUCCUCGUGGCUUUUUCACCGCACGGUGAGAAUCUGACGAAAAACUCCCGCCCCAAGUUCGCACUGUGCCUUUUCGACAUGAAUCGCGUCGAAGAACAGUUCCGCGAGACGAUUAACAACUGCAACGACGGCAAGCAGGAGGCAGCCCGGUGGUCGCGUCUCUUCAACAACGGGGACAAGCUUACAUGCCAAGUUUACAAACCACGUAGCGAGAAUAUUUGUUUAGCGGGCAUCAACAACUACAUUGAAGGCGUUGCUCCACUGCUGGCUACAUCGAUGGUCACCCUCGGAAGCACAGUAACGUCGCUGACGGUGACACAGCAGAACCUAACUAUUGUUGCAUGGGUCGGUGAUUUACAAGGAAAUCUGCACAAGUACGUGAUUUCAGGUGAAUCGAUGAGGUUGGAGCACCUUUGGACUGGCCACAUUGCAUCUGUUCCCAUUGAGAGAGCCACAGCCGUGGAUCACGAUGGUUCUCAUGGAUAUUUUCUUGCGGGAAAUAGUGUUAUACAGUUUCCAGUAGGUUCGUGCAUCGUCUACAAGGCCUGCUCGGACUGCUUGCAGAAAACCGCAGACCCACUGCAGUGUGGCUGGUGUCACGACAGGUGCGCGCAUUCCCACGAGUGUCCUGCAGAACAAUGGGUCUCGGAUCGCUGUCCCAUAGUAGUUAACAAAGUGCGUCCGAAGAAAGGUCCGACUGCAGGAGGCACCUUGCUCAACAUUGAAGGCGACAAUUUCGCUUCCGUUAUCUAUAACCCCGAGAAGAGCGUCAACGUUACCGUUGGUAGUCAGUUGUGCGAAGUCAUCACGUGGUCUACGCGGCGUAUCCAAUGCAAAACACCACCUGCACGCAAUGACUCAUUAGUAGACAUUAUUAUACACGUAAAUGACGUGGCCAACAGUGAGCUGAGGAAAUACGAUAUCUUGGAUCGUCAUGUCAUUGCUUCCGGCUUCGAAUAUAAGGACUCAAGAUUAACAGGCAUAUUUCCGAAUCACGGGCCGUUGGCCGGUGGAACGUCUGUCAUCCUUCGCGGCACGCACCUCGACUCUGGGUCCGAAAGAAAGGUGACAAUCGGUACGAAAGAAUGCAAAGUAAAAUGGUUCAAUGAGACGGUGCUGGAGUGCCUUUCAAGUCCUGUGGAUAGCAGCUUUGUGGGCCAGAGUCUGCAAGUCAAAGUCACCACAGAUAAUGCCGAAGUGCUUUUUGCCUCGAGAAACAAUAUGACCUCCACAUUCACCUACAAGCCGAACCCGGCGAUCGACAGCAUCGUACCAGUCGAAGCGUCUGUCAGCGAAGUCCCAAGAAUUAAUGUGACGGGCGCCAACUUGGACAGCGUCGUUGCACCCAUGAUGGUCACUCAGGUGUCAUCUGCGAGAAAUUCCUACAUACACCAAGAGAUAGAAAAGGCCUGUAUGGUCGCUGACGGUGGCCACGAGAUGACGUGCAGCGGCCCAUUGUUGACAGAGUUCUCAGUGCUCAGCUCAGCAGAUUUGCAAGCGCACGACAAGCCCAUCGUAGCGCAUAUCACAUUCAAGAUGGAUGGACUGCUGCUGCCACUGCCAAUAAAUGGCAAGCCCGCACAUUUCACAUUUACCUAUCGUCUGGAACUGUGCGUCACCCGCUUGCCCGAUGAAGGAACCGCAGUUGACAUUUGGCACCCUGUGGUGGAAAUAAGGGGAAAGCUGUUCGACGUUCUUAUUAACAGCACACUGCUUUCCGUUCGUGUUGACGGCGUGGAUGAUGCGUGCAGUGUUACGAAAAUACUUUCCGAACUAAUUGUUUGUACGCUGAACAGCACUGCGUGGGAUGAUGAUCUACUUCAUCAUCUUGACGUUGUGUACGCGGAUCGCGUCUACCCAGUGGGUAGUAUCAGGCUGGUUAAGGUGGUAAAGGAGAAGCCGCUGCCCUGGUCGUCCCUCGGUGCCAUUGCCGGUAUUACUGUAGCCCUCCUACUUGCUUUCGUGGUCGGUGUUGGAGUUCUCCUCUACUGUCGGUUCCGUGUGUGUAAGACCCAGCCUCCCGUUUACUUCGUCGACUUUGACAACCGCCUGAUCGAGAACCGUGCAUCGGCCAGUGGAGACUGUCAAAGAUACCAGGAUCCUAAAGAAGGCGUCACAAAGCAGACCACGGAACCCACCGCCUUUCAACUUGAUGAAGAAACAAAAGCCAUUCUAGAGGCUGACAAGCUACUCUUCAAGAGAGAGUUCAUCGUCCUGGGUCCGGUAGUAGGACAAGGACACUUCGGUUGCGUGUACCGAGGCACACUGGAACUGCAAGGCAAGGACGAAGUGAUCAGAGUUGCAAUAAAGACAUUACACAACAACUCUCGUGGAGGUGACACCGAUUGCCAGCAGUUCUUGAAGGAGGCACUCAUAAUGAAAGAUUUCACCCAUGUGAACGUGCUUCCACUUAUUGGUCUGUGCUUGGACGAAAGAGACGGACUCAUGGUCAUCACACCUUACAUGAAACAUGGAGACCUCCACUCCUAUCUACGCAACGAGAUGAAUAGUCCCACGUUAAGGCACCUGAUAACCUUCGGCAUACACGUGGCGGAGGGCAUGGCGUAUCUCGCGCACCUGAAGUUUGUGCACAGAGACCUAGCCGCUAGGAACUGCCUGCUCAGCGAAGAGCUCAUCGUCAGGAUUGCCGACUUUGGUCUCUCGCGCGAUGUGUAUGAGAAAGAUUAUUACAGCGAUCAAGACAGAAAGACCAAGCUGCCGGUGAAGUGGAUGUCCCCAGAAAGCUUAGAGGCUGGCGUGUACGACCACAAGACAGACGUGUGGUCAUACGGCGUGCUCUUGUGGGAGCUCAUGACGCGCGGAGCGGUGCCCUACGCUCAUGUCGACAGUUGGGACAUGCUUAGCUUCCUGAAGAACGGACGCCGGAUGCAGCAGCCAUAUUUCUGUCCUGAUCAGCUGUAUGCGAUUAUGCUUCAGUGUUGGGAGCUGGAUCCUGAGAAGCGCCCCACAUUCGCAAGGCUUGCUGCAGACGUCGCAAGUGUGAUCACUAACCUUGAGAAGAAGGAGGAUGACAAGAGCAUCAUUUUGAACGUCACAUACGAGAAUGGUCCGCGAGCCAACAUCGCAGGUGUUUUGACGCCGGGAUUACUGUCAGCUAACAAAGGGGAGUGAUGCUGUUUGUGCAGGACAAAGAAGAAAGUUUUUUUGAGCAAAACCUUUAUGUGUCUGGGCAGCGAUUCAAAGCAAGUAUAGUCAACACCGCGGCAGAUGCCAUAUGCCAUAAGGGACGAUGCUAGGCGUAGAAAUCUGUUUCAGGUAACAGAACGGGCAGCCAGGUUUGUAAGCUUUACUGCCAAUCAGUCGAAUGAAAGUCACAUAGCUGCAGACCAUCGUUUCGUCCACCAGGCCCUUGUACAUCACAAGGCUGCAACUCUUUCUUAGAUGGCCUAAGUUCGGUCAUGAGGCAUAUGGAUGAAAAGGGGAUAAGGCAAUGUGGAAUGUUCAAGAUAAAAAAAAAACAUUCCUCCCUUUUUGUUUUGUUUAUGCGAAGCAAUAUUGGAUUUUAUCUACAACUUUCCUUGUAGAGUGGGCAGGCUGGUAUGAGUCAACUAACCUACAAAGCAGUGCCUGGGAGCAUACUUCUGUUCUGCAUAAUAAAGAAAUAAAUC